AAAAGAAGAAGAAGAAAGCCGGAACCAAAAGUUACUUUGAUCUUACAAAAUAAAAAUAGUUCGUAGCUUUGACUGUCGCCGAUUAACUUCAUAGAGUUCAUACCAUAACUUGACAAUUUCCCCAGCCAACCCCUUGAAGACUAGAAAGAACAAAGGAGAGAGCCAUGGCCAUGGGAGAGGAAUCAUCCUCUUAUUCGUCUUAUUCUUCUUCUUCUUCAAAUAAUGCUUCUGCCAUAGACUCAUCCAACAUUGGUUUUCAGCUACUAAAGAAGAACGGUUGGAAAGAAGGUACCGGUCUUGGUGCUUCCGAGCAGGGUAGGUUGGAGCCUGUUCAAACAUAUUUAAAGAACAAUAGACGUGGCCUGGGCGCAGAUAAAGAUGAAAAGACAGCCAAGAAGCCUUAUGACACUGCUGCAUCUAAUGAGAAAAAUGUCCUGGCACGCAAUGAUUCUUUUAGAUCUGUCCCUCCAUUGCCAACUUCUUCUGCACUACCAGCAAGCCAACAGCAGAAGCCUCCUGGUCUUCCUAUGACUGGGAUGUCCAUGCCAAUGCCGUUUCACCAGUCACAGGUUUCUGUGCAAUAUGGUGGCCCCAACCAGCAGCUUCAAUCUCAGGGUAUGACAGCUGCUGCUUCGCUUCAAAUGCCGUUGCAUAUGCCUUUAGCGAUGGGAAAUCCACCCCAAGUGCAACCGCCUGUGUUUGUUCAAGGUCUCCAACCCCAUCCUAUGCAGACUCGAGGAAUUAUUCAUCAAGGCCAGGGCUUGAGUUUCACCACUCAAAUGGGUCCUCCUCAGUUGCCCCCUCAGUUAAGCAGUAUGGGAAUCACCAUGUCCCCACAGUACUCCCAGCAGCAGGGAGGAAAAUUUGGAGUUCAGCGUAAAACUUCUGUCAAGAUUACUCAUCUUCACCACUCAAAUGGGUCCUCCCAGCCUAUUCCAUCAUAUGCACCUUCUCAUACUAUGAGCUUUUAUACUCCCAAUUCUUACAAUACCAGUCCUAUAUACUAUCCACCUCAGAGUUCUGUUCCUUUAACAAGUAGCCCGAUGGCACCCAGUUCCCAAGUGCCAAGAUUUAAUUAUCAAGUUGGACAGGGUCCCCAAAACAUGACGUUCAUGAAUCCUGCUCUUAGUUCCCUACCUGUUAAUAAGACUGGGACCCAAAUGCAUGGUGUGGCAGAUCUACCAAACUUGGAACAUUCCCAUGAUCUACAUACUAUAAUCUCCUCUGCUCUGUCAACAACGAUUCCAGUUACAGUUAAGCCAAGUGCUGGUUCUAUUGGAGAAAAGGUUGCAGACUCAAUGCGGCCAAAUAGCACACAUGGUGCUGAAAAGGGUGAAUCUCCUAAACAUAGUGUGUCAAUACCAUCAUAUGGGACAAAACAGUUGGUUAUUGCAAAUCCAAAGUCGAAGAUUGUACAAUCUGCACAUUGUGAAGUUUGCAAAAUCAAUUGCAACUCCAAGUGUGUACUGGACACACAUAAGUUGGGAAAGAAGCACAAGAAGAACCUAGAGAAAUUAAAUAAAGCUAAUGAAGUUACUGCCUCUGCCCAAAGUUCUGCCGAAUCAGAUAAUCCUGCAAUUGGGCCACAAGAACCGCCUGAUAUCGGUGAUAAGGGCGAAGCUGUUGAUUUGCAAAAUAGUCGGAAGAAGGCAGCAGAGCCUGUAGAGGAUUUGGAAACAAAGAGACAGAAGGUUCUCCGAGGUGGAGCAGGAGCCGAAGUAGUAUGGAGAUGUGCACUGUGUAAUGUUGUGUGUAGUAGUAAGACGGGCUUUCUCUCUCAUCUUGCAGGACAAAAGCAUGCUCUUACGAUAAACAAACAUAAGUUGGCAAGGAAGCACAAGGAGAACCUAGAGAAAUUAAAUAAAGCUAAUAAAGCUGCCGCUGCUACUUACAAAAAUAAAGCUACUGCCUCUGCCCAAAGUUUUGCAGAAUCAAAUAAUCCUGCAAUUGGGCCACAAGAACUGCCUGAUAUCGGUGACAAGGGCGAAGUUGUUGAUUUGCAAAAUAGUAGGAAGAAGGCAGCAGAGCCUGUAGAGGAUUUGAAGAAGGCAGCAGAGCCUGUAGAGGAUUUGGAAACAAAGAGACGGAAGGUUCUUCAAGGUGGGUCGGUAGCCGAAGCAGUAAGGACGUGCAAUGUGUAAUGUUGUGUGUAAUAGUGAGACAGUCUUUAAUUCUCAUCUUGCGGGACAAAAACAUGCUGAUAUGAUGAAGAAACGUGCAGGUGAGAGAAUCGGCUUUUAACAUGUCGGAUGAGAAACGAGUUUUCGUAUCCGCGGCUAAAUAUGUGUAGCACAUACUCAUUUUGCCCACUAGACAGUCGACAGAUUUGGAAGACUUGGGAAUUCUCUUCAACUCAGUUUUCCCAUGCAACGGGAGAAUAUGUACAUGGAAGCAAGCAGAUAAGGAAAGCAAGAAAACUGCUCUUUUUAAAAUGCCUAUAGAUAUGGGAUGGAGAACAAAGGAAGCGGUUGGCUUGGACGAAGACAAAUGUUUGUACACUUAUUCGUCAAAGAAAGCUUCCUCAUUAUCUUCUAGGGAGCUUGGAAUGAAGCUCUUUUUUAGAACAUGAAAAUAGAGGUGAACGGAGGAGCUAAACCAAAGAUCCUCCCCUUUAGUUUGUCUUUUUUCUUCCUAUUCCCAUUGUUGUACGAGGAAAAAAAAAAUGACGUAAACCAAAGAAAAAUAAGAGAAUUUUAACCAUAAUACACUAGUGGAAUCACAGAUUUGAAAUAUA
This is a messenger RNA of Alnus glutinosa, 2734 nucleotides long. Its product is annotated as eukaryotic translation initiation factor 4G-like. The coding region runs from base 165 to 2141 and encodes 658 amino acids. The record is from RefSeq and is a predicted model, not a curated record. The transcript has 5 exons. Gene Ontology annotation, molecular function: zinc ion binding; nucleic acid binding. Lineage: Eukaryota; Viridiplantae; Streptophyta; Magnoliopsida; Fagales; Betulaceae.